AUGGAAGUGAGUUCGCCAAGGAGCUUCAACUGUGAUCCGAUUCCAUCACAGAGGUCACGAAGGAGACGAGGUCACAGCGGCGCUCCAACACCCAAGAGGGAGGCUAAACUCCCAGGAAGCACUAUAACAACUUCCAAGAAUUUGCUCAAUGUCACAGCCGUGACCACUUCUGAUGCGUUCGUCACAUCUGGGAAGGGAAGCAAGGGAACGGCACGAAAGACCCAAGGCACAACUAACCGGCCAAUGAUGGCCUUGCCAACUGACUUCAUCAUUGCCGUGAUUGUGACUAUAGUGGUUUUGGGGCUGUUGUUCUGGGUACUCGUGCUUAUGUGGGAGCGAAGACGGAGGACACAAAAAUGGGAGGACUACAAGAAAUACGAGCAGGAGCGUCGGGAAUACAAGCGUCAGAUGAAACUCAGAAGGAAAAAAAGCAAAAAAUUCAAAAAGAAAGGCGAAUUUGCCAGAAAGGAAGGGAGACUCCACAUGCCGACUGAGUUGCAAAGGAAGAAUAGGUUUGAUAAAUAUGCGAGAAUUUAUGCGAGAGAGAAAGAUAAAGUGAACGGAGCUUCCCAAGAAAAAGAUAAAGCUGAUAAACCUUUCAAAAAGGCCAAAACGCCUGAGAAAAAAGGCAGCCGAGAUGAAGACCGACUUCAAAAAGGUUCACGUUCUAAAGAAGGGGGCUCUCGCCAUUCGAAAGAAAAUGAGUCCAAACAGCCAUUGGAAAAGCGGGAAGAAAGCGCAGAACCUGCUGAUGUAAAGGAAAUAGAGCGAGCCAUCAAGGGUGGAAAGAUGUCAUUAGCAAGUUUCGAAAAAGACAUGCCCGAGAAAAUGAAAGGAGAAAUAGCAUCAAUGACAGCGAAUGAAGAAGAAGCGCCUGGCAAAAGAGAAGAAACGCCUGAGAAAAAACCGGGAGACCCUCAAGACAAAUGGUUACACGAAGAUUACUUGUUUUAA
Messenger RNA from Cylicocyclus nassatus, 954 nucleotides. NCBI's taxonomy places the organism in Eukaryota, Metazoa, Nematoda, Chromadorea, Rhabditida, Strongylidae. The record is from the annotation of a GenBank genome assembly.